Sardina pilchardus (European sardine) is the source of this 5014-nucleotide messenger RNA. Its product is annotated as protein EFR3 homolog B-like. NCBI's taxonomy places the organism in Eukaryota, Metazoa, Chordata, Actinopteri, Clupeiformes, Clupeidae. Gene Ontology annotation, cellular component: plasma membrane. Bases 163 to 2655 code for a protein of 830 amino acids. The record is from RefSeq and is a predicted model, not a curated record. The transcript has 22 exons. Gene Ontology annotation, biological process: protein localization to plasma membrane.
GUCCCGCCACUGUGCUGGUGUUGGGGUCCCAGUGGGAGAGACUGUGCUGGUGUUGGGGUACGCAGGGUGCUGAUUUAGGGGUACCGGUGGGGGAACACGGUAUAUACGGCGUGUACAGCGUUUGGUGGCUCUGGGGUACGCGGCUGUGUGCCCACCGUCACCAUGGCAACAUCAGAGCCCCCGUGCUCUCGCAGGCUGGCACUGGACUGCCGCACGCUCCUGGACCAUCGGGUGGGCAGCGGUGUGUGUGGCUGUUGUGGGGCCCUGAGGCCUCGCUAUAAGAGGCUGGUGGAUAACAUCUUCCCCGAGGACCCCGAGGAUGGCCUGGUGAAGGCCAACAUGGAGAAGCUGACGUUCUACGCCCUGUCAGCACCGGAGAAGCUGGACCGGAUCGGAGCCUACCUGUCAGAGCGCCUGUCCCGCGACGUGGCCCGACACCGAUACGGCUACGUGUGUAUUGCUAUGGAGGCGCUGGACCAGCUGCUGAUGGCGUGCCACUGUCAGAGCAUCAACCUGUUCGUGGAGAGCUUCCUCAAGAUGGUGCGCAAGCUGCUGGAGUCGGACAAGCCCAACCUGCAGAUCCUCGGCACCAACUCAUUUGUGAAGUUUGCCAACAUAGAGGAGGACACCCCGUCGUACCAUCGCAGUUAUGACUUCUUCGUGUCGCGCUUCAGUGAGAUGUGCCACUCUGGCUAUGAGGACCCCGAUAUCCGCACCAAGAUCCGCAUGGCGGGCAUUAAGGGACUCCAGGGUGUGGUGAGGAAGACGGUGAAUGACGAGCUGCAGGCCAACAUCUGGGAACCCCAGCACAUGGACAAGAUCGUCCCCUCCCUGCUGUUCAACCUGCAGUCUGGAGAGGGCACUGAGAGUCGUUCCCCGUCCCCUCUGCAGGCGGAGAAGGAGAAGGAGAGUCCAGUGGAGUUGACCGAGCGCUGCUUCAGAGAGCUGCUGGGACGCGCCGCCUACGGCAACAUCAAGAACGCCGUCACCCCCGUACUCAUGCACCUGGAUAACCACUCCCUGUGGGAGGGCAAGAGCUUUGCAGUGCGCUGCUUCAAGAUCAUCAUGUACUCCAUCCAGUCGCAGCACUCCCACCUGGUGAUUCAGCAGCUGCUGGGCCACCUGGACGCCAACUCCAAGAGCUCCGCCCCAGUGCGUGCUGGGAUAGUGGAGGUGCUGCUGGAGGCCGCCGCCAUCGCCGCCAGCGGCUCCGUGGGUCCCACCGUGCUGGAGGUGUUCAACACACUGCUCAGGCACCUGAGGCUGAGUGUGGACUACGAGCUGACUGGCUCCUACGACUGCACCAAUCUGGGCACCCGGGUCAUCAAGGAGCACGAGGAGAGGCAGCUGCAGGAGGCCGUCAUCUGCACCAUCGGCUCCUUUGCCAACACACUCCCCAACUACCAGAGGUCAGAGGUCAUGCUCUUCAUCAUCAGCAAGAUCCCCCUCCCUGGCAUGUACCAUGUAUCCAUGGCCUCAGCAGACUCCGGGCCUGAGGGGAACAGGAUGAUCCAAGUGAUGCUGCUCAAGUCUCUCAGACAGGUGACGGAGGGCUUUGUGACGACCAACAUGCUGACGGCGCUGCCCAGCUCCUUCCUGGAGCCUCUGCUGUGCCUGGCGCUGCUGGAGGACCCCGAGGUGCGUCUGCUCGUGCUGCAGGUCCUCGUCAGCAUCAUCGAUCGCCACGACAACAAGCCCAAGUUCUCCUCCAUCAGCAUCAUCUCUGACAUCUCGGUGCUCAAACUGAAGGUGGAUAAGUGCUCCCGACAGGACAACCUCUUCAUGAAGAAGCACUCUCAGCACCUGUACCGCCACAUCUACCUGUGCUGUAAGGAGGAGUCGAGCGAGCAGCCGCACUUUGAGAUGCUCUACGCCCUGCUGGCCCUCGUCUCCAUGGAGCUGGCCACGGAAGAGGUGGUGGUGGACCUCAUACGCCUCGCCCUCGCCCUGCAGGUACACACACACACACACACACACACACACACAACACACACACACACACACACACACACACACACACACACACACACACACACACACACACACACACACACCGUGAUCGAGGUGAGACAGAAGGAGGCGGCGCACCUGCUUCCUGAGGACGUGUUCAUCGAGAGUCCCCGGAUGCCGGCGUCGCUGGCAAGGGUGGAGGGGGACGUGCUGUUCCUGCAGAGUAAGAUCGCUGAGGUGCUCGGCGGCAGCGGCUACAACAACGAGAAACUGGCCACGCCAUUCGUCCCCCAGUUCACAGAUGAGGACCGGCUGUCUAAGAGGAAGAGCAUCGGGGAGACCAUCUCACUGCAGGUGGAGGUGGACUCAAGAAACAGCCCAGAGAAAGAGGAGAGAACCCCUGCUGAGGAGAUCACCUUCCAGACCCUGAAGAACGCCAUUGUUGAUAGUGUGGGGAUGGAGGAGCAGGAGAGGGAGCGCAGGAGACAGGUGGUGGAGAAGUUCCAGAAGGCCCCCUUUGAGGAGAUAGCUGCCCACUGCGGUGCCCGAGCUACGAUGCUGCAGAGUAAACUCAACCAGAUCUUUGAGAUCACCAUCAGGCCUCCCCCGAGUCCCUCCGGCACCAUCACGGCAGCGUACGGCCAGAGCCAGACUCGCUCGGUGCCCGUCUACGAGAUGAAGUUCCCCGACUUGUGUGUGUAUUAGGCAUACACACACACACACACACACCGUCUACGAGAUGAAGUUCCCCGACUUGUGUGUGUAUUAGGCAUACACACACACACACACACACACACACACACACCGUCUACGAGAUGAAGUUCCCCGACCUGUGUGUGUGUUACACCACCGGGGGGCGCUAUAGCUGCCUCACCAUACCCCCCUCCCCCCUUUAAACCCCGCCCCUCCUCUCAGUGACCUGCUCUGAUUGGAUGCAGCUCGGCCAAUGGGGAUUGGUGCUGGGACUGACUGCAGGGUGGGACUGCUUUGCAUCGGACAGGCUGAAGAAGAAAAACAACAACAACAAUAAGACAAGACAAGACAAACAUCAACACACACAUCAAACAAACAUCAACAACACCCACAUCAAACAAACGGCUGGGCAUAAGUGAGCUGUUUCUAUAGAAGUGUUUGAGCCGCGCAGCGUUUACAGAUCAGGAUCAUCUGUCCUCCUGUUGGAGCUCUCUUCUCCCUGACGGAACCGCCAGUCUGUUCUCUGGGGAACCCUGUUCAGUCCUGUGUUGGUCUAGAACAUUCUCACGGGUUCUCACAGGUUCUCCAUCUCACGUGACAUGACCUGUCGUCAUGACAACAUUGUUCUCUCCUGGUCUUCCUCCCUCUCUCUCUCCCUCUCUCUCCCUGUCUCUCUCUCUCUGUCUCUCUCUCUCUCUCUCUGUCUCUCUCUCUCUCUCUCUCUCUGUGUGUGUGUGUGUGUGUUGAUUCUUUCAAACACAUGUUAGACACACUAAGGUCAACUGUGGAAUGCCUGCUGAGGUAUUUCUAUGUAGUUUCCUGUGUGCUCAUUUUAAUUAGGUUAACGUUACUACUGUGUGUUACAUUAUGCCUUUUUAACACGUCUUUUGCGUUUUAAGCCAUUAACUUAAUUGUGCUGCAUAUUUAUGCCGUUUUCUUUUAUAUCAACGUAUAUGCUUACUAAUGCUUAUUGUGCUGCAUCUAUAAUUUAUGCUUUUUUCUUUUAUAUUAACAUAUGCUUACUAAUGUUUAUUGUGCUGCAUCUAUAUAUUUAUGCUUUUUUCUUUUAUAUCAACGUAUGCUUACUCAUGUUUUUUUAAGCUUGCGCUGCCUUUGCCUUUAAUUUGCUGGUGUGUUGCAUGCCUGCUGUGUUCAUGUCCAAAGAUGCAGAAGCCUCGAGUGUUACAGCAGGAGGAGGAGGUGCGUGCGUGCGUGCGUGCGUGCGUGCGUGCGUGCGUGCGUGCGUGCGUGCGUGCGUGCGUGCGUGCGUCAGGCCUGCUCCAUGUUACGCUCCUGUCUAGAGCUGGGAAGUAGUGCGCCACCUUGUUUCUGUUUACAGGCCAGACGCUGUUUGUUUGUUUGUUUGUUUGUUUGUUUGUUUGUUUGUAUACUGACUGAGCUGAGGGAAGUCACACUGUCCACUGUGCUCAACCAAACGCUCUCUCUUGUCCUGUCCCUCGUGGGCUGAGCUGCCGAUGUAUAUGUAUAUCUGUGUUUACGCUAGAGAUUUUAAUCAAAUAUAUUAUUUUGAACAAAACUAAUGCUGUAGACUGCACUGAACUGACCAAACACGCCAGUAGGGCAACUAGAGGAGAUGAAACUCAUACUAGAGGUUAGUAGAGGUCACUAGAGGUCGUUAAGGUCACUAGAGGUCGUUAGAGGUCACGGGAGGUCCCCCCUGGCGCUGUUUGUGCUGUUGCCUUGGGAGCAGCAAGCUGUGGUCAUAUUAUCUGGAGCGAAGAGCUCUCUCUGGCCGAUUGCCCUUAGUAACAACCUAGCAAAUACUGUGUGUGUGCAUGUGUUUGUAUACACUGACAGAAUUGACGGUGUGCGUGUUGCGUGCAUGUGUGUUUGUGUGCGUAUGCUGACAGAAGUGUGUCUCACAGUGUCAUUGUCAGUAGCUGUCAGUAGCCCACUGCUCUGCCCGCACUAUUCCAUACCAUUCCAUUCUCUCAUCUCUACGUCUGACCAGUCCUGUUAUUAAAACAGCGUACUGCACAAUACAUAUAACCACUGUGGCAUUACCAUUGUCCAUUAUCUGUGUGUGUGUGUGUGUGUGUGUGUGUGUGUGUGUGUGUGUGUGUGUGUUUCAGUACGUUAUAGUACCCAAUGUGCGCUGGGUCAUGGUUUAUUUUUUAAUACGGUGACUUGCUUUUAACUGUUAAGUGUUUGUGUGUGUGUGUGUGUGCUUUGAGUUUUUCAUCUCUAGUGUCCCUAAGUAGUGCUGUACGUUAGCCUGAGGUUGUGCGUACGUUAGCCUGAGGUUGUGCUGAACGUGCCAAAUUACACCAGGCUAGUCUACAGUACGCGCCCACCCUGCCAGCCUGGAGGUAAUAAGUUAAGAACUAAUAAAGUCUAUUUUCAUACAGUC